Laetiporus sulphureus 93-53 is the source of this 776-nucleotide messenger RNA. RefSeq lists its product as uncharacterized. Lineage: Eukaryota; Fungi; Basidiomycota; Agaricomycetes; Polyporales; Laetiporaceae. The transcript has 3 exons. The coding region runs from base 93 to 656 and encodes 187 amino acids. The record is from RefSeq and is a predicted model, not a curated record.
GAACUUCGCAUCCGUCUAGUUGGCAAGUCAUUGCCUCGACAGGUACAUAGCGAACACUUACACGCAAAGAGUGCUAUACGGCGCGCAGACAGAUGAAGAAGCGAUACGUUUCCUCGUGCGGUCUAGUGAUCGAAGGCAGCUGGUUGUUCUUCUCCAUUUCGUUUGUAACGAAAGGACGCUGCACGACCGUUGUCUGUCUAGCCAAGCUUGAACGCAAGCUCAUUUCUUUUCCGGGCUCUCGUGGACCUCAUCUUCUCGCCCUCCAACGUUUCCUCAAAGCCGUCGUUCGUCCGCUCCCCCGUUCGUCCUCCGUGCUGCAGGCAGUGCUCAGUUCUCGAAGACUCCCCCGCAUUCUCAUUGAGUCCAGAGGCCGGAGAUUUUCACUGUGCAAAGCCGAUGUAAUAAUUCGCGAGAGGAGCUUCCUAACAGUCCCUAUUCUCCGAUGUCGAGAUGCAGCCACAAGUCUGUGGCUUAUUGGCGAAGUCAAUAUUCAGAAUGGGGAGUGCUGGCAGGAGGUGCAAGAAAGGUGGAGGUUUAUGAGUCAGCAAACAACAUCUCUGCAAGCUGUGCUGAUCGAUGAACUCGUGCAUGUCCGCGGACGCUUACAACAGGCGUGCCGUCCCGGAAUCAACAGGACGCGUCGUCUGCUCCAUUGAACCCCGCACAUGCUUACUUAAACCUUUUCGAAGCUCUUUGAAGUCUGUCCCGCAUCGGUCGUGGGCGCGUUCAUAAGUCUGUGGGCCAAGCCGGUCGUUCUGACGAGAUUGGAUGAACUG